UCAUCUCCGAGAUUUUAGGAGAAAUAACCGUUGCCAAGUUCGAAUGUGCUAAACCUUUAGGUUUUCUUGGCAGGAGACAAAUAUAUUAUUUUUGGAGCUUAGAAAUGGAUACAGAAGACAUGGGCUUAGGUAAAUUAGGGCAAAUAUUGAAGCAGAUUUGGAGACAAAACCAAAUGUUAAAGCAGGCGCUCCUGGGUGAUAAUCUCUGUGAGGUGGCUGGUGGAGCCACUUGGGUAGCCACAGUGAUCUUUUUGGGCCAAGGGCUCAAUGAAGCCCUUUUUCAACUGUUGGAACACAUAGCGGGGACCCUUCAGUCCACCUGCCAGCAGCUGUACAUAUUACUUGGCAAGGAUAAUCAGCAUAUCUGGAGACAAGAAAUUAUUGCUUUCAUAGACUUCCUCAUGAAAAUGAAUGAACAUUUGGGGAACACUGCCAUGCUUCUACGAAGAGAAGAAAAAGAGAUGUGUAAUUUAUGCAGCAUGCAUGAGGACCGUACUCCACAGCAGACAAUAUCGGCCAUUCAAGACACCAAAGCAACAGACAUUGCUCCAAGAAGGGAACGAAAUGUCAUGGAAACAGCCACUGUUUCUCCUGCAAAUGCAGGGGAAAGUCAUUACACAAACCAGGUCCAGUUAAAAGAAAAUAAAACUCAGAUAUAUUCUGAAUUAGGGGAAAACGAAAACAAUGCAUCAUUGAGUGGAAAUGUAAUAGGGCAAGGAGAGUCACAGAGCACAGUGUUCCCAGAUAAUGCAGAAAAUGAAGAUGAAAAACAAAUAGAACACAUGACUGCUGAGAACAUAGAUGGCAACAAGGGAGACAUUCAUGAUGUAAUCCAGACACCAGCAAGAGACACGCGAGAGAUCUCAGAAAGCCAAGGAGAAGAGAUUACCACAUCCCCAACAGCAUGGGAUGUCUCCAGUAAGGACGGGAAGAGUCUUCAUAAUGAGUCAGAGAGUCUAAAACAAAAGAAUAACAUAAUGGAAAAGGAGUAUCUUGACGUGCUGAGUGAUGGAGCUGACCCUCAAGUGUCUUGUUACAUCACCGCCCCACCGCAUGUCCUGCAGCAGGUUGACUGCCACAUAGUGAACGGCAUGAGUUCCUUUAUAGUGAGUGAUAACGAAGAGUUGGUCAGCAAUGUCGUCACUGUUGAAUGCUCCGAUAAGGAAAAGAAAAUUCCAUUCCCAAUAUGCAUUGCGAUUCCAUUCAAGGCAAACUACAAGGGAAAUUACAGAGACAUAAUGGUGAAAAUGUCUGACACAACCUUUCAGUCAAGCUACCUAACUCCAAAUUCACUGGAAGGAAUGAGGGGUGGUUGUAAGGGAGCUUGUGCUGCCGUGAACAUUUACAAGUUGGGUAUGUUUUCAGUGGUGUCGUGUUUAAAGAAACAGUCUUUCACGGUAACAAAAAAAGGGCUCACUCUGAAGUCAACUGUGGAUGCCCGAGUAUCCUUCAGUUAUCCUGCCGGAGUUUUCAGCUCACCAGUGCUUGUACAACUAAAGAUUCAGCCAGUCGAUCCUUCUCUGGUGUCGUAUUUAAAAACACAUCAAGAUUCUUCCUAUUCAGUACAGUCCACAAGUCCUCUUAUUCAUGUCCAGCAUCCAUCCACUCAUCCUUUUCAGAAACCAGUCACAGUGUUCCUGCCGUGUUCCCCUCUCCCUGAAAAAAAGAAUCUUGAGUCCGAACAAGAUCACAGGAGACCAGAGAGUGCCACAAUGCACAGAAGCGUGCCAACACCUUCAUACUUCAACAGGACCAAGAGUGCCUCCCUCAGAAAACCUGGUAACAAUGCUUGUGAAAACUUGAAACUAUUAGGAUUCAGAAGCAGAGACAGUGGUUGGUUUGGGAUUGAUGACGUUGUGGUGAGAACUGUCCAGAAUGGCUUGGUGUCUUUUGAAUUAUGUGAACACUUAGAGAGGUUUAUUGUGCUCCACCUGUCUUCCACAGUGGAUAAUAGCCACUUGGUUUCUUUUGUGAAGUCUUUAGAGGAAGCCUCCCUCAGCACCACGGCCUGCAUUCUGCUGUCCCACCAGAAGGACAAUCCAUAUAGAGUGGUUAUUUUAGUGGUACCUUCUAAGGAGUUAAAUCUGGCACUGAAGAACUUGCGCUCGGAAGGGUUUGGAGGACUUCCAGAAUCAUCUAGACAUUUCCAAGUAAGAGAAGGAGAACAACUUCUUUUAAGGUUUACUGGAAACAUAUUUGGCUCAAGCAAUGGGAAGGAUUAUGGGAAAGACCACAAAAUCAUUUUCCACCUGCAACGAAAACCGAGGCUAGAACUCCACAUCAAAGAGGUGGAUGAAUUUGGGAACUAUAGCUGCCCUCAUUAUAAAGGUGCCAUUGUGGUUUAUAAGUUACCCAGAGAGAAGACUGUCCCUAGCUUGGAUCAAUCCCUUCAUGAAAAUCUUUACCAGUUGCCAGUUUGCAAAUUACCAUUGAAAUUGCCCAAGCACGAAAAAGUAAUCAACCGACCACAGAGCACCAAAAGAGCGUCCACAGACCCUGUAGAGGCUCUUUGGGAUAAUUUACUUCACUGGUUGGCAGAGGAGCUCUCGGAAGAAGGUGUUGAGAUCCUCACCGCAUCCCUUCCUCUGCGCCGCAGCACAGUUCAGCUCAUCAAACUCAAGCACCCAGAUGAUCUGACAGAGCAGAUCCACGACCUGCUUUGCUUCUGGAAACGUUCACUCCCGACUUCCAUGGACAAAAUUCGCCUCCUGGCUCGCCAUCUCCGCAAGCUAGGCCGGGGUGAUCUUGCAGAAGAGCUCAAGUUCAAGUGGGAGCAUAAGGUGUUCACGGAACGUCAGCCCUGGUUGGAUGUGGCUGCCGACUAAAGGUGUGUUGAUUCUUCUUUUAUCCUAGAAAAUGACUCAUGGAUUUUAAAGACUGGGUGUUAACUUUUUCCAGUUACUAAGACAGUUUGAAGUGAGUUGACUUGAUAUUGAAGUGAUUGGAGGAAACAAAGGAGACUCCUCAAACAACUAAAGGCAUCUCUGGGCGUCUGCACCUUCAAUGAUGACUGACGGGUUUUCUGAAACCAAUAGCACCAGGGGUUCAGCUAAGCUUACAGGCAUUUGCAGCAGAGUUUUCCCAGUGUCUUAGUUAGGGUUUCUGUUUCUGUGAAGAGACACCAUGAGCAUGGGAAUUCUUAUAAAGGAAAACAUUUAAAUGGAUUGGCUCACUUUUUCAGAAGUUUAGUCCAUUAUCAUCACGAUGCAACUUGAUGGUGUGCAAGCAGUAUCUCCUGUAUCAUGAUGAUACAGGAGAAAUAGCUGGGGGUUCAACAUUUUGACUUACAGGUCAAUGGAAACAGGAAAUGGAUUGAGACCCUGGGCAUGGCUUGAACAUAUAUAAAAUCUCAAAAGUCUGCCUUCAUGGUGACAUAUUUCCUCCAGCAAGCCUACGUGUACUCCAAGACCAUACUUCCUAAAAAUGCCAAAAACUUUGGGGGCCAUUCACUUGCAAAUCACCACAACCAGUUUGAAGUUUAAUAGAUAAGGUUGUUUACUAAGUGUGAAGUAAAUAUAUGAUCUAGAGAAUGGCUUUUAAAAAUUGUUAUAUAAAAUUAAACUAGUUGUUCGUGACUCCAGGCAAUCAAUUCCAUUUACAUGAUGACAGAAGCCCACAUGUGAUAAUGUGAAAUAAUAGGUACCAAUGAUAGGCAGAAACAUGUCAAAUUUAGGACACUGAAACUCUUAAAAUAAGUUAGUAGUAUAAAACACUUCAGCCUCUUUCUGCCAAAAGCUCUUUCAUAACAAGAUUGCUUGGAAUUGGUGACUUUUCAUACUCAUUAUCAGGGAAAUGAAGCAAUACAGAAAAAAAAAUGAAGUUGUGUACAGUAACCCAAAAUCUCUUUCAAUUCCUUAUAGAGGUUGUUUAUUACACAAUUAAGAGAAAUCUUAUUACAUAAACUUCGGGGUUUAGGUCAGCGAGGAGGCACAAUACUACAGGCUGAGAUGUUCUCUUUAUUAGGGACCUGAACUCAGGUCAAACUGGGGUUAGUGGCUUCAAAACAGAAAAGAAGUUUAUAACUAGUCAGCAUUAGGCAGAGGUAGCAUUAACUAAAGAUGUUUUAAUAUAGGCAUCAACAUGGGGGUUAAAAAAGAAGAGAAAUUCUCAGAAAGAAAGCUACACAGGCAGCAAGCAUAAUGAGAACUUCUCUAAGACAGUCACAAUUGACUGUCACAUGUUAUUAGUCAAGAAAUACUUUUACACAGCAUCCAAAAGGACAAUGCAUAUUUGCUUAUGUUUUUGACUAAAGAGAACAAAGUAAAAUAUUUAGUGCCUUUCUAAUUGCAGAAAGAUUUAAUGCUUGUUUUAUCCUGCCACUUUUAUGUUACAUUUGUUUAACUCUGUGAAGCUGUGGUACUUUGCCUUCCUAAAACCCCUAAUGGUCUAAUAAAAAGCUAAAUGGCCAAUAAGUAGGAGAAAGUAGAGGUGGACUGGCAGGCAGAGACAACAAAUAGGAAGAGAAGAAGAGUAGAAAGACAAGUGAAUGAAAGAAGAAGAGGAGGAUGCCAGAGACCAGCCACUCAGCUACACAGCAAACCACAAAGAAAGGAGUAAAGAAAGGUAUAUAGACUAGGAAAGAUAAAUGUUUGGAGGCUAAAGGUAGACAGGGUAAUUUAAGUUAAGAAAAGCUGGCUAGAAACAAGCCAAGCUACGAC
Messenger RNA from Alexandromys fortis (reed vole), 4658 nucleotides. RefSeq names its product death domain containing 1 (gene Dthd1). The transcript is spliced from 10 exons. The coding region runs from base 105 to 2825 and encodes 906 amino acids. Gene Ontology annotation, molecular function: protein binding. Gene Ontology annotation, biological process: signal transduction. Lineage: Eukaryota; Metazoa; Chordata; Mammalia; Rodentia; Cricetidae. The record is from RefSeq and is a predicted model, not a curated record.